UCUCUCUCUCUCUCUCUCUCUCUCUCAACCAACCUUUCUUAUUUCACCACUCUCCACCCGUAGACCGUUGCAAAAUCCACUCAGACACGUCCUCAUUUGCCUCCACCUCUUCUCAGACCCCAAAACACACAGAAGACAAAAACCCAUUAACCCAAAAACACAGAGGAGCCUCGCCAUAGCAGGUGAUCAACGCCUCUGCUUGCAUGGCUUUUCUCCCGAAGCUCACAGCUUUGCUUGUGUUAUUAUUAGCAAUUCUCCAGAGCCAUGUUCAUGCACGGUUUGUGGUGGAGACGGGAAGUAUUAGUGUUCUGUAUCCAAUGAGUCUUAGUUCUAAGCAUGAUGGUGCUAUAGGCAACUUUGGUCUGCCAGACUAUGGAGGCUCUUUGGUGGGUGCUGUUGUUUAUCCUGAGAAAGGGUCUAAUGGGUGUGAAGCUUUUGAGGGUGAUAAGCCUUUCAAGUCUCGGAAUUCUCGCUCCACCAUUGCUGUUCUUGAUCGUGGAGGUUGCUACUUUGCUUUAAAGGUCUGGAAUGCUCAAGAGGCUGGAGCUACAGCUGUUUUAGUGGCUGACAAUAUUGAAGAGCCUCUAAUAACAAUGGAUUCUCCAGAGGAGAGCACUGAUGCAGAUGGUUACAUAGAGAAGAUAAGAAUUCCAUCUGCUUUGAUAGAGAAAUCCUUUGGUGAUAGCUUGAAGGAAGCUUUAAAGAAGAGCAACGAUGUUGUGGUGAAACUUGACUGGAGAGAGUCAGUCCCCCACCCCGAUCAAAGAGUUGAAUACGAGUUCUGGACAAACAGCAAUGAUGAGUGCGGGGCUCGAUGCGAUGAACAAAUGACUUUUGUGAAAAAUUUCAAGGGCCAUGCUCAGAUUCUUGAGAGAGGGGGUUACACUCUCUUCACUCCACAUUAUAUAACUUGGUAUUGCCCUCAGGCUUUCACCCUUACAACUCAAUGCAAGUCGCAGUGCAUAAACCAUGGGAGAUACUGUGCACCAGAUCCAGAGAGAGAUUUAGGGGAAGGGUAUCAAGGGAAGGAUGUAGUAUAUGAGAACUUGAGGCAGCUUUGUGUGCAUAGAGUUGCGAAUGAGAGCAACCGGUCAUGGGUUUGGUGGGAUUAUGUGACAGACUUCCAUAUCAGAUGUUCCAUGAAAGAAAAGAAGUACAGCAAAGAAUGCGCUGAGGAUGUCAUGAAAUCACUUGAUUUACCUGUUGACAAGAUUAAAAAAUGUAUGGGCAAUCCUGAAGAUGAUGUUGAGAAUGCAGUGCUAAAAGCAGAACAAGAAAUCCAGGUUGGGCGAGGAUCUCGUGGUGAUGUUACCAUCUUGCCGACGUUGGUUAUUAAUAAUGUUCAGUAUCGAGGAAAAUUGGAGAGAACUUCUGUGCUAAAGGCUAUAUGUGCUGGAUUUAAGGAGACAGCUGAUCCUCCAAUUUGUUUGAGCGGAGAUCUUGAGACAAAUGAGUGUCUUGAGAGGAAUGGUGGGUGUUGGCAGGACAACAAAUCUAAUUUAACUGCUUGCAAGGACACAUUUAGGGGAAGAGUUUGUGAGUGCCCUGUAGUGAGCGGUGUUCAGUAUCGAGGCGAUGGUUAUACAUCUUGUCAUGCUUUUGGACCUGCAAGGUGUGCAAUAAACAACGGAGGGUGUUGGUCAGACUCUAGAAAUGGAUUAAUUUUCUCGGCUUGCUCAAAUUCUGAGUUAUCUGGCUGCAAAUGUCCACAAGGCUUUCAAGGGGAUGGUCAUAAAUGUGAAGAUAUCAACGAAUGCAAGGAGCGUACUGCUUGUCAGUGUGAUGGUUGCAGCUGUAAGAACACUUGGGGUGGGUACUACUGCAAAUGUAAGGGAGGACAGUUGUAUAUGAAGGAUCAAGAUACUUGUAUUGAGAGGCACGGGUCGAGAUUUGCAUGGUUUUUAACUUUCUUGGUCCUUGCGGCUGUGGUGGGAGUUGGCCUAGCUGGUUAUAUCUUCUACAAAUACAGGCUUCGAUCUUACAUGGACUCGGAGAUCAUGGCUAUCAUGUCCCAAUACAUGCCUUUGGACAGUCAGCAAGCCCAUCAAGUCCAUACCGCCGAGGCAGAACCCCUACGACAUGGCUCAGCAUAAG
This is a messenger RNA of Prunus mume (Japanese apricot), 2094 nucleotides long. It is a transcript of the gene VSR7, whose product is annotated as VACUOLAR SORTING RECEPTOR 7. Gene Ontology annotation, molecular function: calcium ion binding. The record is from RefSeq and is a predicted model, not a curated record. Lineage: Eukaryota; Viridiplantae; Streptophyta; Magnoliopsida; Rosales; Rosaceae.